Messenger RNA from Neopsephotus bourkii (Bourke's parrot), 7230 nucleotides. It is a transcript of the gene NR6A1, whose product is annotated as nuclear receptor subfamily 6 group A member 1. Bases 856 to 2304 code for a protein of 482 amino acids. The transcript is spliced from 9 exons. Gene Ontology annotation, molecular function: sequence-specific DNA binding; zinc ion binding; DNA-binding transcription factor activity. Gene Ontology annotation, biological process: regulation of DNA-templated transcription. Lineage: Eukaryota; Metazoa; Chordata; Aves; Psittaciformes; Psittacidae. The record is from RefSeq and is a predicted model, not a curated record.
GCACUGCUGUUGGGAGCAGGGGGAGGGCCAGGAGUUAAGCUGGGGCUGAGCUAAACCCUGCAGAUAGAGGACUCUUCUGUCCUAGGCUAAUCCCCUUGGCCCCCUCCCAGCAUUUAUCAGAUAGCUGAAGGUAGAGAUUAUGCCCUUGGUGACUGCAAAGUCAUGUUUAGCUGCCUCCCUUCAGCAAGAUGCUCCGAUAGCCUCAGCCCUGAUCUGUGCCAGCAUUCCUUUGGGGCUGCCUUAAGCACAUACCUGAGGUUGUCUGUCCUGUAAAACUGGGAACGUUUUAGUGUGGUGGUGACAGCGUGAAUGUUUUUUAGUUAAAGUUGGAGUUUCCUUCAUUCAUCCUUUUAUUGUAAGGUUUUACAGCAAUUGCACUGAAACUUGCAGAAAGGUGCAAAUCUGCUUGCUGUGCAGUAGCAAACCUUUUAAAGAUUAACACAGAUUGCUAGUGGUUUCUCCUGGGUUUAAACUGUGGAGGAGGUUGCUCAUGAAUGAGAGAGCAGCUGGUCUGGAUGUUUACUUGGUGUGUGUAACUGAAAACUGGUUUCAUUUCUGAUUCUACUACAUUUAGCUCAUUUGUUUCUGUUGCGUUCCCCAGUAGUAAGAAGCUAUGCACUGGUUUCUCAGGUUGCUACCACGACUGCUUCGUGGUGUCUCCCCCAAGCACUGCCAUGUACUCCUGAUUUCCCCGUUAUUAAUUUGAUUGUAGCUAUCCUGUGAGCUCCUGCCCCAGAGGAGUUUAUCUGCAGUGGUUUGAACAGUUGGACACAGAGGAAUUGUGCACAGCACAGCCUGUGUCCACAAGGCAGGCUCUGGAAAGCAUAUGCUCCUAAGCAGCUUGCCUUUAACUACAUGUGCUUAAAUACACAUAUCAUACAAACUCCAGGGAGAAAGGACAGGACUCAAGUUAAACUUCGGAUACCCAAGGCUUGUCUGGAGGACUAUGUGCAGCAUCCAUCCCCAGGGAGCUGCAGAGAACUGUUGUCACCUCCUAGGUCCUGCUCUAGCUAUGAGCGGGUGGAUCAGCGAACCUGCCUGAUCUGCGGGGACAGAGCGACGGGGCUGCACUAUGGGAUCAUCUCCUGCGAGGGCUGCAAGGGGUUCUUCAAAAGGAGCAUCUGCAACAAGCGGGUUUACAGAUGCAGUCGGGACAAGAACUGCGUCAUGUCACGCAAACAGCGCAACAGAUGCCAGUACUGCCGCCUGCUCAAAUGCCUCCAGAUGGGGAUGAACAGGAAAGCAAUCAGAGAAGAUGGCAUGCCAGGAGGCAGAAACAAAAGCAUUGGACCUGUCCAGAUAUCAGAGGAAGAGAUUGAGAGAAUUAUGUCUGGGCAAGAAUUUGAGGGAGAAGCAAACAUGUCAUGGAGCAACAACGGAGACAGUGACCAUAGUUCCCCUGGGAAUGGAGUUUCUGAGAGCAACCAGCCUUCACCUGUUUCUACUCCAUCUUCAAGUAGGUCCGUGGAGCUGAAUGGAUUCGCUGCGCUCAGGGAUCAAUAUAUCGGGACACCGGUGUCCACGCACUAUCAGUACCUCCCGCACCUUUUUAGCUAUUCUGCUCACUCGGCUCUGAUGCCCCCCCAGACACGCAGCCUGGACCCCCAGUCGCACAGUCUUAUCAAUCAGUUGGUGUCAGCGGAGGACCUGGAGCCUCUCGGCACACCGAUGCUCAUUGAGGACGGGUAUAAAGUGACUCAGGCAGAGCUGUUUGCGUUGUUGUGUCGUCUGGCGGAUGAAUUGCUUUUCAGGCAGAUUGCUUGGAUCAAGAAGCUGCCGUUCUUCUGUGAACUCUCCAUCAAAGACUAUACCUGCCUGCUCAGCUCUACGUGGCAGGAGCUCAUCCUGCUCUCCUCGCUGACUGUUUACAGCAAGCAGAUCUUUGGUGACCUUGCAGAUGUCACCUCCAAGUAUUCUCCUUCUGAUGAUGAGCUGCACAGAUUCAGUGAAGAGGGGAUGGAGGUGAUGGAGCGGUUGAUCUACCUCUUUCGCAAAUUUAACCAGUUGAAGGUCAGCAAUGAGGAGUAUGCGUGUAUGAAAGCCAUUAACUUCCUAAAUCAAGAUAUCAGGGGUUUGACCAAUGCAUCCCAACUGGAGCAGCUGAAUAAGCGGUACUGGUAUGUUUGCCAGGACUUCACAGAGUACAAAUAUCCCCACCAGCCAAACCGUUUUCCGGAUUUAAUGAUGUGUUUGCCAGAGAUACGAUAUAUUGCAGGAAAAAUGGUGAAUGUUCCCCUGGAGCAGCUGCCUCUCCUGUUUAAGGCUGUUCUACAUUCCUGCAAGACGAGUGUGAGCAAAGAGUGAGCCCAGCUUGGCCAGGCCAGUGCUUUACACUGUGCCUCGGGCAGGGAGCUGGCUCACCCUGGGAGAGGGGCAAACGCGAUCCAGGCAGGAGCCAGGGCAGUGGUGUCCCUGCUGUUGUAGCAAGAAUCUUUUUUUGUUUGGUUUUUUUUUGUUUUGUUUUGGUUUUUUUUACUCUUUUUCCUAUAUAUUUAUUUCACGACAGAGUUGAAUGUAUGAUCUUCAACACGAUGCACAUGGUUCUGUAUGAAUGCAGCAGAUGCAUUCUCCAGCGGUUUACAGAAUGUGAAGAUGUUUAAUGUUACAGUGUUUGUUAGGGUUAGUUCUUUUGUAUUUGGGGGCUCGGGACCAAGAUGACUAAGACUACCUCAAGGAGAAGAUGCUGUUUGUGCACUGCUCUUUCCAUGAUUUGUAUCCAAAAGCAUUUGUCGUAGAGAGCAAAUGGCCUCACUGCAUCGACAGAGCUGUUAGUAUCCCAGAUGGACGAUUUUGGUGAAGUGGGUGUUAGAGAAGUGCCAAGCUUUUUAUCUUUAAAUAUAAUAAUUUUUAAAAGGCUGGAAGUGGAGAAGAAGGAAAAGUCUCUCUAGCCAGUUGGUUUCUUUUCCCCCUGGCAGUUUUCAAGUGCAGGUUUAGUUCCUGCAGUUUCCCUGAAUCCUGCCCCAGUGGGAUAAAUAUUCCCAAGCUUGCAAGGGGCUCAGUGCUCCUGUCCCCUCCUGGGAGCUGCAGGAGUGGGCUCUGCCCCAACCCCAGCCUAACCCACUGGCCUCUCACUGUUGCUGCAGCACCUCUCCAUUCGACUGAAACUGCAUUGCUGCAGUUCAUAGCAGGCUCCUGGCAUUAUACAAAGGUACUCUUGUUGCUGGAGAACUGCAAGUAAUUUCUUGUCACUUCCUUAACAUCCAUUUUAGGCUCACAAAAGCAGGAAAACACUACUUAGAGAAGAGGCAGGAUUGCCCCUUUGAGUGUGUUCCUCCAGGGUGGUAUCUGACUACUCAGGAGGCUUCUGAAUUGCAGCAAUCCCAGUCUGUUUCUGGCAACAGUUAAUGUACCCUGUGAUUCAGUGUGACCUGUGUAAUGGGGCAAGGGACUCCAGUGUUCUCUGGCAUGGCUUUCUCUGCUGGACUCGGGGAAUGCAUAAUCCAUACUCGUAUCCUGCCAGAACUGUUUUGCUGCUUGUGGAAUUCCUUCUACCAGGAAAAUGCUAUUAAUGCAGUACUUGGUAAACUGUUCUGUCCUAGGUGUUGCAGGGCUUGCAUUUUCCAUCUCACAACCUCCACACUACUCCACUGCAUGGAGAGCUGGGUUAAUCACAACUGGUUAGCUGCUUGAGCAAUUGCUAAGUGCUGUUGUUUUCUAAACUUGGGUAUUCUUAUGAGUAACAUCACAGCUUCAAGCUCGUGGUGGUGGUGGUGAGAUUGGAUGAGACACCUUGUUCUCAUCUCCUUCAUUCAGAAUUAACAUUCAAAGACCCAGUCACUCUCCUAGGCAGCUGUGUUGCCCUGGCUGGAUUUCCUUCCCUGUGUCCUUAGAUAUGAAUCUGAUGUAGCAAGAGGGUUCAUCAACAAAUGUUUGAAUGCUGUUUUAAAAACACUUUGGGAAACAGCUUCUGUUUCUUCAGGGUAAGAGGGACCACUUGCUACCUUUUUGUCUUGUGCUGAUGAAGGCACAAAGUGAGUACUGCUCAGAGGUACUGAAGCUGCUGUGAGAUGAAUGUGAUGGUGAUCAGGAGAAAAACCUCAUUCACCAAAGUUGUCUUUCCUUCCCCUUCACCCAGCGGGUGCUUCCUCAGUUGCAGCCCAAGAGAUGCUGUGACCCACUGGCUUGGCACAUCUCUCGCAUAGUCGGCAGCCGUGGUCUCACGCAGGGAACCCAUGGCAGCAAUCCCGCUUGGGCAUCUUCCAGCUUGAUGGUUUCCCUUUCCUAAAAGUCCACUAGCUGCUCAUUUUUCAUUAUUUAAAUAGGAUGUUACGGGUAAGAGCUGCUGGGCCCAGCAGCAGUUCAGCUUGACAGAGCUCCACAAUCCAAAGGUGGUUCCGUGAAUCUCAUUUACUUUCUGACUGUCAAAUGGGACAAGCGUGUAUUUCUCAGGAAAGCCUUCUGCAUACAUACCUCAAGUGUAAAUGGGAAGAUGUUAGUAUAUCUGUUUGUAAGUUAGGAAGUGUUUCUCAGCUUUUAAUUUCCAAAUAGCUUGAUAUGAUCUUUUUAUUACGGGUUAUCUUCUGGCUCGCUGUUUUAUACACUCAAGGAAUCGUUACAAUUGCAUAGGAGUAAUUCUGUUCUGCAGUUAUUGAAUUAUUAUGAUCUGUUGGUGAAUAAGAGUUUGUUUUAAUUAGUGUACAUAAAAGUGGUCAUCACAUUGCCAAAUAUCAAACAACAAUAAUCUAUUAGGUAUUCUGUGUUUAUCCAAAAUGGACUCCCAAGACUAAUGCUAUACCAACAACAAAAAAACCCGAAAUUCAUUUCUGAUGAUGAAUGGACAAGAAUGUUCUACUUUCUGUUGUAUGAAGCAAAUUUUACAAAAGUUGAUUGGCAGCAGCAUCCGUUACCAAAUAACCCAUUUGUUGUAGGGAGUAGAAAAGCCUUGCUAAACUGACAAGUAAGGAAGAAGCUAAAGUAUCAACCCAGAAUCUAGCUCACCGGACAGUCAUUCUUAAUAUCUUCUGCACCAAGUCCUCUAAUGACUUGUAUUUUUUAAACAGGGUAAAGUGAAUGUGUUGCAUUGCAAACUCAGGUAUUAUGAGAAGGUAGGAAUGUAGCUAGAGACGUAGAGAUGUUAGGUCAGUCACUAGAUGUAUUUGUGAAUUUGGUUUGAAGGACGCCCUGGAAAGGUUGGAAUUUUUGUUCCAUUCUUCACGUAACAUUCGGUUUACAGGGACUCAUAUUUUAUUUGUGCUUAAUGCUAGUAGGGGGAAGUUCAUUAUCUUUGGUAUCUAUCUGCUCUUGCUUAUCUGACCUUCUGUCAUAGAGGAAUCAAUCAACAAUAAUAGUCUUUGGUAGAAUUUUCUGCUGUGACAAGUCAAUUUUUACCCCGAUUUGAAAGAUAAAUUGGCUGACUGACCCCCUCCUCUCCUUCAUAGCAUUUGUGCAGAUGGAAGGCUGAAGAGUUACUUUUAAUCCGAACAGAGAUUUGGGACAUAAAUACGAAGAGCUCAGGCUCACACAUUCAGAUGGGCUCUGCUGAGGUGUCCUGAUUGCUGUUUUACAGGUUGGAACUGGUCACCCUGUGCAGAGAACAGAGCAGAAAUUGCUCCAGCUCAUGGGGCUGAGUCCCAGUGUGAGUGGGCAGUCCCUGGGACCUGAACAAAAGCUUUUUGAAAGUAACUGGGUUUUCUUCCACUGUCUGCCUGUGGGUCAGGCUGCUGAAUCUUGACCCCACUGUGUGUGUCAGUAGUGAGCCCUUGUCCUCAGCAUGCCUGGCCCCUCGAGAGGACUGGGGGACCAACCAGGACAUUCAGGGAUGCCAAGUACCUGAGGAGGGCAAAACCAGUGCAGCAGGAGGGAACUCUCCAGCCGUUUUGCAUAUGCAUUAACUACUUUCUAAUUGUUAAUAAUGCAGUGGUGCUCAUCAUUCCCAUCUCUUGCCUGCUAGCCCGUAGAGCUGUGCAGAGCCACUGCGCGCUCUGGGUCAGCGCGGUGCAGCUCUGGAUCCUUCUGUAACUCAAAUCCUGAGCUGUUGCUGUCUCCCAUCACACAAAGACUAAAGAGAGAACAGGGCAUCUCCAGGGUGAUCAGUGCAAAGAGAUCAGUCACAGUGAUAACUGCAGGAACACCCAUUUUCCUGGUGUGCUGGUGUUACUUGGACUGAGGCUAUGAGAGUCAGCAGAGCCUGCUCGCUCUGACAGUGUGUUUGCAGGGCUGCUUUGCUCACAGGGCGAGUCCUGGGUGGUUGUGCCCUCACCCUGCAGUAGCCCAUAAGGCUCAAGCUCACAUCAGUGCCACUUGCUGCCCGUCCCUCCCUCUGCCGCACACAUCAGAUCUGCCCUCGCUCUUCAGGCCUCUGCACAGAACAAAACCACCUCAGGUGCAGGAGUUUUGGUCUUGUCCUUCAAACCAACCUUUUUUCUAAAGAAACUUGAAUUUCUUUUAUCUUUACUACAUUUUCUUAAAUGAAAAAAAAAGAAAAAAAAAAAAGCUCUCCUGUGAAUGUGCUAUUUACCGUUCAUUCUUUCUUCUUUCUUGGUUUUAAUUUGAAGCUAUGAAGCUUGGUGUCUGUGAAAAUGUUGUUAUUUCUCAGGAUAAUAAGCGGCAAUCAUCCCUGCCACAUAAAGGGCAGGAGAAAGGGGGAAACUUGGGGAACUAGUUUAAGUAUGAAGCUGAUUUUUAAGUUGUAGAUGAUGUGUAAAUCAAAUGCAUGGGAUGUCAGUAUCAAGCCGUGGUGUUUCUCCGGGUUCACGGUGUGUUGUUUGCAAUGCACAGAAGCUCAGGGAUAAGUAUUUAAAAUGUGACCCAGAGAAACCCUGGUUUUGAUGUUGCAGCAGUUGCUGCUUUCAUGACUUGUUUGGAGGACCCAGUAAAAGCUGAAUGAAGCCCCAUGUAGAGAUUUCAGGGGGAAAGCUUUCACUUCGGCUUGUGGGAAGUUUGCCUACUGAAGGCUUAGGUGGGCUCUAGUGUUUGAAGCAUCCCGAAGGAGCACGUUGCCGUUUGACCUGUUGCAAGGGGAUUUGCAUGGAGAGCAGGUUUUGGUAACCUCACACUCCUGCUGAAGGCACACCAGCUCCCAGGGCUGGGAGAGGUUUGUCUGUAUUUCCACAUCCCCUCAUCCUUCUGCCUUACGUGUUUGAGUGCUCGUGGACAAGGGGAAAAUGGGAAUUUCCCAGUAUGUCCCUGGCAGCCAGUUGCAGAAUUUCCUGCACUCAGUUUGUUGCUUAUGAAUUACAGCAUCUUCGUUUCCAGUCUGUACAGCUUUAGCAUUAUGGGUCAGUCAGGCUG